AUGGAAGCCAAAGGUUUUUACCACGAACGCGCUUCCAGAGUCGCCAAGACUCUCUUCCCACGGAACGAAAACUCACCUCAAGCCGAGGUGAAACAACGGACUCCAGGCAAACGUUCGCCAGCAUCAUCUUUGCGGCAAUGCAAAACAGCAAAGCGUCUCGUCACAAAAAAAGCGGCAGCGGUUUCCAUGUCGCUGGUGCGUGACAAUAAGGACCGCUGGAUGGCAGACAUUGAACAGCGUCUAGCCGUGAGGACAGCGGAGCUUACUGCGGAACGAGCUCGAGUAGCUGCAGGUCGAGGACAGGGCAACCCCAUUUCCCCUGGCCACACAACCCAGAACACCUGCUUCGCUCCUGAGAUGAGAGAAGGGGGAGAGAGGGGUGAGGCUCGACAGCGGGGCAUGGGAUUACUGUAUGUACCCACCUGGCUGGACACAGACAAGGAGAGGAGCGUGUGA
This is a messenger RNA of Knipowitschia caucasica, 456 nucleotides long. Lineage: Eukaryota; Metazoa; Chordata; Actinopteri; Gobiiformes; Gobiidae. The record is from the annotation of a GenBank genome assembly.